This is a messenger RNA of Caretta caretta (loggerhead turtle), 4200 nucleotides long. NCBI's taxonomy places the organism in Eukaryota, Metazoa, Chordata, Testudines, Cheloniidae. The record is from RefSeq and is a predicted model, not a curated record.
AAGCGACCCCGUUCGUCCUUAAGGAUCCCACAGCCCUAGAGAGAGAGGCAGACACACGCUGGGAGCGCCUCACCUGGCCUCGGGGUGGGACUGUGCAACGAGGGUGACCAGGCAGCAAAUGCGAAAAGUUGGGCCGGGGGUGGGGGGUAAUAGGAGCCUAGAGAAGAAAAAGACCCAAAAGUGGGGACUGUCCCUAUAAAAUCGGGACAUCUGGUCACCCUGUGGUUCACACACCAGGCCAGGGAAGCCAAUGAGAACACUGAGCCCAGCUGACACUGCAGGGGAACCCAGGAGGCCCUGUGACUAGACUUUGGCCAGGUCAGUGGUGCUAAUGACCCUGACUUUGUCAUGGGUACUGCAGGCCCUGUAAUGCCCGACAGGAAAAGGCUCUCAGGCUUUAUGCUGCCUCCAGCAGCAGCACCCCGACUCAGUCCUGACAUAGCAAAAAGAACUACCUCUAUUUGAGCCACGCACACUUUCUGUUCGACUCCCAUCCACAGCUUGACCCAAUAGAGCCUUAUUUAGCUGGGCAACGCGAAGAGAACCAUAGUACAACCUGCUAUAGCUGCAGAUAUGCUACAGCCAAUAUAGCAUAAUCAGCGCUACUUCUAAGCCCUGGUCUACACUACGAGUUUAGGUCGGAUUUAGCAGCGUUAGAUUGAUUUAGCCCUGCACCCGUUCAAAAUUCGAAGCCAUUUUUUCUGACUUUAAGAGCUCUUAAAACCGGUUUCUGUACUCCUCCCCGACGAGUGGAUUAGCGCUGAAAUCGACCUUGCUGGGUCCAAUUUGGGGUAGUGCGGACGCAUUUUGACGGUACUGGCCUCCGGGAGCUAUCCCAGAGUGCUCCAUUGUGACCGCUCUGGACAGCACUCUCAAUUCAGAUACACUGGCCAGGUAGACAGGAAAAGCCCUGCGAACUUUUGAAUUUCAUUUCCUGUUUGGCCAGCGUGGCGAGCUGAUCAGCACAGGUGACCAUGCAGAGCUCUUCAGCAGAGGUGACCAUGCAGUCCCACAAUCGCAAAAGAGCUCCAGCAUGGACCGAAUAGGAGGUACUGGAUCUGAUUGCUGUGUGGGGAGAAGAGACGAAAUGCCAAAAUAUUUGAAAAAAUUUCCAAGGGCAUGAAGGACAGAGGCUAUAACAGGGACCCGCAGCAGUGCCGCGUGAAACUUAAGGAGCUCAGGCAAGCCUACCAAAGAAUCAGAGAGUCAAACGGCUGCUCCGGGUCAGAGCCCCAGACAUGCCACUUCUAUGAUGAGCUGCAUGCCAUUCUAGGGGGUGCCCCUAUAACUACCCCAGCCCUGUGCAUGGACUCCGUCAAUGGACUCUCACGCAACAGGGAUGCAGAUAUUGGGGACGAGGAAGAUGAGGAGGAGGUUGAAGCACAGCAAGCAAGUGGAGAAACCCUUUUCCCUGACAGCGAGGAACUGUUUUUCAACCUGGAUCUAGUACCCUCCCAACCCACUGAAGGUGGGCUCCCGGACCUAGAAGGUGGAGAAGGGACCUCUGCUGCAAAUGUUUCAUUGCUCCACGUAUCAUCUCCGUCCCAGAGGCUAUCAAAGAUUAGAAGCCGAAAAAACCACACUUGCAAUGAAAUGUUCUCUGAGCUCAUGCAGGCCUGUACGGGGAGACUUUGGCAAACCAGUAAAGUGCCUGAAACCACUUAUUGCUUAUUGCUAAAAGCAGCCAAGUCAGCAGACUGUAAAUUAGCCAAGUCAGCAGGCUUAGCUUAACCAAGACAGGAGGGGAGGGGGGUUUUUGGGUGCCACAGAAAGGGCAGCUUGACCCCGCAUCCUUCCUGAUAGGAAUUGUGUUGAAGUUGCUGAUACGUGCAUCUUAGAAGAGCAGGAUGUGCCCCAGAAAUGUCUAUUGGGGCCUCAAGGUUGCAAACUCUGGAAAAACCCACACCUGGUUAAUCGAUAAUCAGAAGGAGCCUCUUGCUUGCCCAUUGGAACUGCUUGCUUAACAAGUUUUCUUUAAGGGACAUGUCAUUCUGUUACUAAUGUAUAAAUAAGGGGGAAAAGUUUGAGGUAGUGGGACUCUUCAGGAUUGGACCCUCUCUCUGGAUGCACCUUGUGUUUCCCACUGGCAGAUGGGUUGCCGCUGUGCCACUCGAGAGCCACACUCAGCUUUGAGUGGCAGCAGCUCUGGGAUAGAGAGACAGGCAUGCUGACAAAUUUUGAAGCCCUAACUUUCAUCUACCUGUUUGCAACCUGGGAUGCGGUCCCUGGACUACGCUUUAACAGGCUGCUGAUUGGAACGUCCAGAGUGGCUGGCACAAUGCAGGAAUACGGAUGUUCUUGUCAACUGCUGGAAAUGGCCCACCUUGAUUAUCACUACAAAAGGUCGCCGCCCGCCGCUCUCCUGCUGCGUGGCAAGCUGCAGGUGACCAUGCAGAGCUCAUCAGCAGAGGUGACCAUGAUGGAGUCCCAGAAUCGCAAAAGAGCUCCAGCAUGGACCGAACGGGAGGUACGGGAUCUGAUCGCUGUUUGGGGAGAGGAAUCCGUGCUAUCAGAACUCCGUUCCAGUUUUCGAAAUGCCAAAACCUUUGUCAAAAUCUCCCAGGGCAUGAAGGACAGAGGCCAUAACAGGGACCCAAAGCAGUGCCGCGUGAAACUGAAGGAGCUGAGGCAAGCCUACCAGAAAACCAGAGAGGCGAACGGCUGCUCCGGGUCAGAGCCCCAAACAUGCCACUUCUAUGAUGAGCUGCAUGCCAUUUUAGGGGGUUCAGCCACCACUACCCCAGCCGUGUUGUUUGACUCCUUCAAUGGAGAUGGAGGCAGUAGGGAAGCAGGUUUUGGGGACAAAGAAGAUGAUGAUGAGGAGGAGGUUGUAGAUAGCUCACAACAAGCAAGUGGAGAAACCGGUUUUCCUGACAGCCAGGAACUGUUUCUCACCCUGGACCUGGAGCCAGUACCCCCCGAACCCACCCAAGUCUGCCUCCUGGACCCAGCAGGCGGAGAAGGGACCUCUGCUGCAUGUGUUUCAAUGAUCACAGGAUCUUCUCCUUCCCAGAGGCUAGUGAAGAUUAGAAAGAAAAAAAAACCUACUUGUGAUGAAAUGUUCUCUGAGCUCAUGCUGUCCUCCCACACUGACAGAGCACAGACGAAUGCGUGGAGGCAAAUAAUGUCAGAGUGCAGGAAAGCACAAAAUGACCGGGACGAGAGGUGGUGGGCUGAAGAGAGUAAGUGGCGGGCUGAAGAGAGUAAGUGGCGGGCUGAAGACAGGGCUGAAGCUCAAAUGUGGCGGCAGCGUGAUGAGAGGAGGCAGGAUUCAAUGCUGAGGCUGCUGCAGGACCAAACCAGUAUGCUCCAGUGUAUGGUUGAGCUGCAGCAAAGGCAUCUGGAGCACAGACUGCCACAACAGCCCCUCUGUAACCAACCGCCCUCCUCCCCAAGUUCCAUAGCCUCCACACCCAGACGCCCAAGAAUGCGGUGGGGGGGCCUCCGGCCAACCAGCCACUCCACCACAGAGGAUUGCCCAAAAAAAAGAAGGCUGUCAUUCAAUAAAUUUUAAAGUUGUAAACUUUUAAAGUGCUGUGCUUAAAGUGCUGUGUGGCAUUUUCCUUCCCUCCUCCACCACCCCUCCUGGGCUACCUUGGUAGUCAUCCCCCUAUUUGUGUGAUGAAUGAAUAAAGAAUGCAUGAAUGUGAAGCAACAAUGACUUUAUUGCCUCUGCAAGCGGUGAUUGAAGAGAGGAGGGUCGGGUGGUUAGCUUACAGGGAAGUAGAGUGAACCAAGGGGCGGGGGGUUUCAUCAAGGAGAAACAAACAGAACUUUCACACCGUAGCCUGGCCAGUCAUGAAACUGGUUUUCAAAGCUUCUCUGAUGCGUACCGCGCCCUCCUGUGCUCUUCUAACCGCCCUGGUGUCUGGCUGCGCGUAACCAGCAGCCAGGCGAUUUGCCUCAACCUCCCACCCCGCCAUAAACGUCUCCCCCUUACUCUCACAGAUAUUGUGGAGCACACAGCAAGCAGUAAUAACAGUGGGAAUAUUGGUUUCGCUGAGGUCUAAGCGAGUCAGUAAACUGCGCCAGCGCGCCUUUAAAUGUCCAAAUGCACAUUCUACCACCAUUCUGCACUUGCUCAGUCUGUAGUUGAACAGCUCCUGACUACUGUCCAGGCUGCCUGUGUACGGCUUCAUGAGCCAUGGCAUUAAGGGGUAGGCUGGGUCCCCAAGGAUACAUAUAGGCAUUUCAACAUCC